ACUUUCAUCAUUGGUCUUUAUUCUUUAGCAAUUUAAGAUCUUUAGUAUUUGUCUGUUUUCAUUAUAACACCAUUAAUUGUUGAAUGGAAUUCCCUACGAGCUGUUAAUAGUACAUAUCGUUUCAAGUUCCAAAGCCAUGGGAUUUGUUGAAAAACAGGAGAGUGAUGAUCAAAAAGACCAAAAUAUCGAAAACACAGGAGCUGAUGUAGAGGUUGAAGAUUCUGCUUGGGUGGCGAAGAUUGAUAGGAACAUGAGCCAGAGCUCUGUAAACGUAAUAGAAGACGAAGAAGAUGAAGAUGUUCAAGGGAAGAUAGAAAUCGGCCCUCGACGCACCCUUAAAGAACAGUAUGAAGCUGACAAGGACGAUGAAAGCUUGAUGAGAUGGAAAGAACAACUUCUUGGAGCUGUUGAUAUUAACGCUGUUGCAGAAACUCUAGAUCCAGAAGUCAAGAUUUUGAGCCUUGCUAUUGUAUCUCCUGGUAGACAGGAUUUGGUUCUUCCAAUUCCUGAUAAUGGAAAAAUCAAAGGAACAUGGUUUACGCUUAAAGAAGGAAGUCGUUACACUAUCAAAUUCACUUUCGAAGUUCAUAACAACAUUGUGUCGGGUCUCAAGUACACCAACACUGUUUGGAAAACUGGUCUCAGAGUUGACAAGACGAAAGAAAUGAUUGGCACUUUUAGUCCUCAACAAGAGCUUUAUACCCAUGAAAUUCCUGAAGAUACCACCCCUUCUGGCAUACUUGCUAGAGGAUCAUAUUCUGCCAAAACUAAGUUCCUUGAUGACGAUAAUAAGUGUUACUUGGAUUUGAACUAUACAUUCGACAUCAGAAAAGACUGGCAAUUGUCUUGAAGUCUUUAGAUCGAGAUAAUGUUAACUUGAUGCCUGUUUUAGAUCUUAAAUCACAAAUGAGUAAAUCAAAGUUUUUCAUUGCUGAAUUUAUUGACCAUCACGAAAAUGCAAUAACUAAGGUUGGGCAUUUUUAUCUAGAUGAUAAAUGCAAUGUAAAAUUGUUUCACAUAUAUGCCAAUUUCAUGUGUUUAGUUGAACCAAAUUAAUUGUUAAAAAAAAAAAAAAUCCGAGUUUUAUUUGGGAUCA
This is a messenger RNA of Lactuca sativa (garden lettuce), 1096 nucleotides long. RefSeq names its product rho GDP-dissociation inhibitor 1. Gene Ontology annotation, cellular component: membrane; cytosol; cytoplasm. NCBI's taxonomy places the organism in Eukaryota, Viridiplantae, Streptophyta, Magnoliopsida, Asterales, Asteraceae. The record is from RefSeq and is a predicted model, not a curated record. Gene Ontology annotation, biological process: Rho protein signal transduction. Gene Ontology annotation, molecular function: protein binding; Rho GDP-dissociation inhibitor activity.